CAUCACAACAGUGCGAGUGAACGCCUCCCUCUCGUGCGCUGCGCGACUGUGGGCUGGUGCUCAAAACAAAAGCAGACGCAAAGCCCGUGGAAUUAAUCCAACACAAAUGCAAAGCAACAUUCAUCUCUUGCGCGUUCAAAUGAAGCUGUACGCCCGGCCGCGCGCACGUUUUUGUUCGGGUGCGAGUGUUUUCAGUGGGUAUGAGGUGGCAUAGCGAAUACGGGGUCUUUGUAAAUGAAUAAGAGAUGAACGCGGCUGGAUCCACACUGGCACACCGCGCGCACGGACGCAGACCGACACUGCGCAGUAAAUAUCAGCUGGGCUGGGUUCGGGCUGGUUCGGUUGGGUCGUCGUUCCGUUGAGACGGAAGGUUUAGGUAGAAGUGGAGGAAGGAGCGCGCCUGACCCGAACUGAGGCCCUCAGCUGCGCACAUCAGCUGUUCCGAGCAUUCCUGUGUGUUUAUUUGAGCUUUCUCAAUUCAUCAUCACAUUUAUUUGACGGUAUCCUCCAUUUGCGCCUGCUGGUAUAUGUGCAAUUAACCAAACCCCAGCGUGGAAUCAAACCAUCUCCUGGACCUGAAGGCAAAGCGGAGAUCAGAUUCCUUACAUCACAUAUCCAGUUCUUAUUCCCCUCUUGGGUAGUACAAAUGGACAGGAAAAAUCCACCCUGCAUUAAACAACAGGAAGUAGUAAUGCCCAUAGCAGAUGAAAUGGACAGAAACCGUUGUGAUACUGAGAAAUAUGUUAUAUUCAGUUCAUUUUUGUUUUUCAGUGCUUUAAUCCCUCUGAGACUCUAAAUAUGGACCUUUGAGAGGUAUCCGGCAGCCUUUCUUUUUCUUUUCUGGUUUGGAUGCUUAUUUGAUACCUCAACGGCAUAAACUCAAGCCUGUUGGGUAUUUUAGAAGUGGGUUAUGUAAUUGUCUUUUUAGAUGCCAAACCCCAGAGAACUCGGAGAAGGAGAAAACCUCAUCAGCUAGUGCUGUGAGUGGGUUUGUCGGCCCUUUUGGGCCUAAACCCAAACCUCAGCUUUUUUUUUUUUUCUUUUUCUUUUUUUUUUUUAAGGCCGUUUGGCACCCAGGAAUGAUCUUUGAAUAUGGACUUUUGAAAGAUCUGACUGGCAUUAGAUGUUCUUUCAGUUGAGUUUUGGAGUCCCAGCAAACCCGCGAUCUUCUGGAUUGGAUGUGUUUAAGAUAUCUUGAGGUUGCAAACCCACGAUUGUUAUGAAUUUUGGAAAUCAAAUUUAUAUACUCAUCAUUUUAGAUGCCACUGCCGCUUACAAAGAACUUAAGGAAGGAGAAAACUUCCAUUGACUAGGGACUUUUGGUUCUUAUUGGGCAUGAACCCAUAUCUAACCUUGUUUUAAGGCCAUUUACCACCCAGGAACGAUCUCUGUAUGACUUCCACCAUUCCUCAAAGACUUUGAAAAUGAACUCUUGAGAGAUCUGACUCGCAUUAGAUGCUCUUUGAGUUUUGGAGGCCCAGCAAACCCUCAAUCUUCUGGACUAGAUGUGCUUAAAAUACCUUGAGGUCAUAAACCCAAGAUUGUUAUGAAUUUUUGAGGUCAAAUUAAUAAACUUAUCAUAUUAGAUGCCACCACCAUUUCCAGAGAACUUAAGGAAGAGGAAAACUUCAUCCAACUAGGGCUUCUUGAGCCCAAACCCAAUCUCAACCCCUUCCCUCCCUUUUUGGCCAUUUGGCUCCUAUUUCUUACCUCCAUCUCAUCCCGACCUCCACCAUUCGCCCCUCGCUGGCCACGGCAGUCCUCCCUCCCCGUUCCCGCCCCCACCCUCCCCCUUCUCAUCACCCAACCCCUUCUCAUCACCCAACCCCUUCCCCACACCACACUUCCCACCCCUCCACCCAAGUCACCAUGGCAACCGGCACAACCACCACCGCCCGUGAACAUCUCCUAGUGGUGCGGAGGCGCACCCCGCACAUGCGCUACACGCUGAGCCCGGAAAACCUCCGCAGCCUUUCGUCACAGGGUGGUUCUGGGAAUGCGGGGAGCUCUAGAGGAGGAGCUGCUGAACCGAUGGGCCUGCAGCGAGCCAACAGCGACACCGACCUGGUGACGUCGGAUAGCCGUUCCUCCUUAACAGCCUCUACGUACCAGUUCACACUCGGGCGAGGGCAAAACCUGGUCAUCUCUUGGGACAUCAAGGAGGAGGUGGAUGCCACUGAUUGGAUUGGGCUGUACCAUAUCGAUGAGACGUGUCCCGCUAACGUUUGGGAUUCGAAGAACCGCGGGGUGAACGGCACUCAGAGGGGGCAGAUCGUCUGGAGGCUUGAGGCCGGACCGUACUUCAUGGAGCCUGAGACCAAAAUCUGUUUCAAAUAUUACCAUGGAGUGAGUGGAGCGCUGAGGGCCACAACCCCCUGCAUCACUGUCAGCAACCCUGGAGUCACAGUCGGGACAGAAGGACAGGUGGAUGGACAGUCUGUCACUGAACACUGCAGGAAAUUGGUCAGCUUUACUCUAUCAGAUAUCAGGGCUCAGGGUCUGAAGAAGGGCAUGUUUUUUAAUCCGGACCCCUAUCUGAAGAUGAGUAUCCAACCAGGCAAGAGGCACGGCUUCCCUACAUUCACCCACCACGGCCAAGAGAGACGAACCUCCAUCAUAUCUAACACCACUAACCCUGUGUGGCACGGAGAGAAGUACACUUUUGUUGCACUGAUGACGGACGUUUUGGAAAUUGAGGUCAAGGACAAAUUUGCAAAAAGUCGCCCGAUCAUCAAACGCUUUUUAGGUCAGCUGACAAUGCCGGUGCAGAGACUGCUGGAGAGACAUACAGCGGGUGAUCAACAUGUGAGCUUCACGCUUUGCCGUCGUCUGCCGACAGAACAUGUGAGCGGACAGCUUCACUUCAGGGUGGAGAUCACCUCCAACGGACAUGAAGAUGCAAUGGGGUCUCUGCUGGGAGCCUCCUCUAUGAACGGAGACCCUGGGAGCCCAUCAGAUGACGAAGAUGUUUUGCAUCCUUCCUCCCGCAUGGCCAGGGGCCCCUCACCCACUGGCUCCGAAGGGUCCCUGCACGGUGACGCUUUUAGGACUGAGGAGUGCAUGAUGGAUCCUGAUGAGGAUCGGCUCUUGAGAGACGGACCACCAGAUUCGGCCGAAGUAACCCCGGGCCAUACUCAUCGCCAGGCCUCGCUUAAUGACUACCUGGAUGCCAUUGAGGCCCCUAAGGGCCCCGGAGACAGACCGCUAGGGGCCGCCUCACCUAAACUGCGCUCAAGUUUCCCCACUGACACGCGGCUCAAUGCUAUGCUACAUAUAGACUCUGAUGAAGACGAGGAAGGACACGCCUCCCGGGAAACGGCUUUGACCAAUGGCACUCCGCAGCCUGAUGGACAUACCUCUUCUGAACAGGACAAAGGAGAGGGUCCAGUGAAAGCGAGGGAGAGGCUUGAGUCGGAAGCUGCAAGCAGCACCACAGAUACUGAAGCCACGGCAUCAGGGUCAAGCAGUGGAUCCACAAAGAGCCAAAAUGGAGGCGCUGAGGGCGGCCAAGAAGGAGCUGCUGCCUCUGGAGACUCAACACAAAACACCAGAAGCUCUCACCAGCCCGUUUUCAAAAUACAGGAUGAGGAAGGAGUUGCAUCCAAGGCAGUCACUAGGGAUGAAGGAUCAACAGAGGCUGCUGCGGUCACAGAGCCCUCAACAUCUGGCAGUAAUGCAGCUGGUGAUGGGGGCGGAGCCACAGCAGCUAAACAGCCAGAGCAGGGGAACUCCAGUGAGGCAGCCAAUGAGGAGGAAGAAGAUGCUGAAAUCUGGCAGAGGAGGCAGAGUCUGCAAGCAUCAGGGAAUGCAUCACAGGCUGAAGCGAUGGAAUUAACCAAUGAAGCGAGAGGGGCAGCUGACGCAGCACAGGCUGCCACACUAACAGAUGGAGAGACAGGAGCCUGUGCUCAAGUGAACGGCCAUCAGCCAGUGCGUUCUCUUCCCUCAGUGCGUCACGACAUCAGCCGCUAUCAGAGAGUGGACGAGCCUCUUCCGCCAAACUGGGAAGCUCGUAUUGACAGCCACGGCAGGAUUUUCUAUGUGGAUCAUGUGAACAGAACCACCACCUGGCAGCGGCCCACUGCUCCGGCUGCACCUCAGAUCCUACAGAGAUCCAACUCUAUUCAACAGAUGGAGCAGCUUAACCGAAGGUAUCAGAGUAUUCGGAGGACAAUAACCAAUGAGAGGACAGACGAACAGGCUGCAGAGAUGCCUACAGACGACACUGACCUGCUGCAUCACUCCAUACCUGAGUACCGUCGGGACGGUGUGGUUGGGCCCACUAGCUCUCGCUCCCGGUUGUCUCUGCUGCUUCAGUCCCCCAGCGCCAAGUUUCUCACCAGCCCAGAUUUCUUCACCGUACUGCAUUCCAACCCUAGUGCCUACCGCAUGUUUACAAGUAACACAUGUCUAAAACACAUGAUCAGUAAAGUGCGACGGGACGCGCACCACUUCGAGCGCUACCAGCACAAUCGAGACCUGGUUGCCUUCCUCAACAUGUUCGCCAACAAACAGCUGGAUCUUCCGCGAGGCUGGGAAAUGAAACACGACCACACGGGAAAGCCUUUCUUCGUGGACCAUAACUGCAGGGCCACCACCUUCAUAGACCCACGACUGCCACUUCAGAGCGCCCGACCCAGCAGCCUCCUCGCCCACCGCCAGCACCUCAGCCGCCAGCGCAGCCACAGCGCAGGGGAGGUGGGCGAUGACCCUCGGCAUGCUGGACCCGCUGUACUGCCACGCCCCUCAAACACCUUCACAACCAAUCGCAACCAGUGUCAAGAUUUAGUUCCUGUUGCCUAUAAUGAUAAAAUAGUGGCAUUUUUGCGGCAGCCGAACAUAUUUGAGAUCCUUCAGGAGAGGCAGCCUGAGCUCAUUAGGAAUCACUCACUCAGGGAGAAGGUGCAGUUUAUUCGUAAUGAAGGAGCUUCGGGUUUAGCUCGCCUCUCCAGCGAUGCAGACUUGGUGAUUUUACUCAGCCUGUUUGAAGAGGAAGUGAUGUCGUAUGUGCCACCUCAUGCCUUACUGCACCCCAGCUACUGUCAAUCACCACGAGGGUCUCCGGUCUCCUCCCCUCAGAACUCCCCUGGUACACAGCGAGCCAACGCUCGGGCCCCUGCGCCGUACAAGCGGGACUUUGAAGCCAAACUUCGGAAUUUCUAUCGCAAACUGGAGACGAAAGGCUACGGACAGGGUCCAGGCAAAGUCAAGUUGAUAAUCCGCAGAGAUCAUCUACUGGAGGACGCCUUCAAUCAGAUCAUGUGCUACUCUCGCAAAGAUCUACAGAGAAGUAAACUCUACGUCAGUUUUGUUGGAGAAGAGGGACUGGACUACAGCGGCCCAUCACGAGAGUUUUUCUUUCUGGUGUCACGGGAGCUUUUUAACCCUUACUACGGCCUGUUUGAGUAUUCGGCCAAUGACACCUACACCGUCCAGAUCAGCCCCAUGUCUGCCUUCGUUGACAACCAUCAUGAGUGGUUUCGGUUUAGUGGCCGUAUUCUGGGUCUCGCUCUUAUCCAUCAGUACCUGCUGGAUGCUUUCUUCACACGUCCCUUCUACAAAGGCCUACUGCGAAUUCCGUGUGAUCUGAGUGAUCUGGAGUAUCUUGAUGAGGAGUUUCAUCAGAGUCUCCAGUGGAUGAAGGACAAUGACAUAGAAGAUAUGCUGGACCUGACCUUCACCGUCAACGAAGAGGUGUUCGGACAGAUCACAGAGCGUGAGCUGAAGCCUGGCGGUGCCAAUAUUCCUGUGUCAGAGAAGAAUAAGAAGGAGUACAUCGAGCGCAUGGUGAAGUGGCGUAUAGAGCGGGGUGUCGUCCAACAGACGGAGAGUCUCGUGCGAGGAUUUUAUGAGGUUGUAGAUGCGCGGCUGGUGUCGGUGUUUGACGCGCGAGAGCUGGAGCUGGUGAUCGCCGGAACGGCAGAGAUCGAUCUGGGAGAUUGGAGGAACAACACUGAGUACAGAGGAGGUUACCAUGACAACCACAUCGUGAUUCGCUGGUUCUGGGCGGCAGUGGAGCGAUUCAACAAUGAGCAGAGACUCAGAUUGCUCCAGUUUGUGACCGGGACGUCCAGUAUCCCGUACGAAGGCUUCGCCGCCCUCAGGGGCAGCAACGGACCGCGUCGCUUCUGUGUAGAGAAAUGGGGGAAAAUCUCGUCUCUGCCCAGGGCUCACACAUGUUUCAACCGUCUGGACCUCCCCCCGUAUCCCUCCUUCUCCAUGCUGUACGAGAAGAUGCUGACGGCAGUGGAGGAGACCAGCACUUUCGGUUUGGAGUGAAUGUUGACCUUUGCGCUCUGAGCCGAUCAAAUACAUUCCCGCAACAUGUCUAGAAGAGCAAAGGAAGUAACAGACACCAGAAGCACUUAGACGUAUAUUUUGUACACCGUAUCACUUAAAAAUACUUCCUCGGAAACGCGCAGAACUGAUAGAAGUUCGGAUGUUCUCUGAAUGUUUCCCAGAUGCAAACGUGAUUUUUUUUUUUUUUUUUUUUUUUUUUUUUGUUCCGUCUGUGUGGCGUCACAGCAAAAACUGAUCGGCUCUGGAUGCAUUGAGGAGGAUGUGACCAGCCAAAUGCAAAGCUGAGUUACUUAAAUGAGGAACAAAACAAACCCAAAGGACUUUGAUAUUCUCACUCUUUUUAUCUGUAAAAAAAAAACAAAGAAAAAAAAAAGACUUUUUUACGGAGCAUCAAAAUGCAGCGUGAAUGAACAAAUAUAGUGUUGUGAGCUUUUCCAGACGUCUCAGAUCGCCUCAAGCAAGACACAUGACAGCGCUGCCCUGUAUAUUGAAUUGAAAUGUGUGUUCUCUCUUCUUUUUAUCAUAUUUAUACACGAGUCCAUGUCACAUGUUUGGUUUGAAAGCGUAUUCUGUCCAGCUGUCGUGUCAGAUUUGUGACACUUUUGAAUGAAUUUGGUUGUGCAUGUGCUCUCACACGCAACGUUUUCAAAGGGCAUGUUAUACUGACGCACUACAACAUCAUGAAUGUGACCACUAAAUGAUAGAAAAAUGAUGAUUUUAUGACCUUCUGGCCUUUCCGUUGUCCUCAGAUAACACUGUUUUAUUUCUGAUGACAUUUUGAAAGAGAGAAUGGUCACACAUACCCACUCAACAAGUCAACAUGAAUUUAAAACUGACCCAAAAUGGCUUAUUUCAUGAUGACUUUAUUAUUAUUUCCAUAUCCUCAUAUAGCUUUAGUUUACAUGAAUGUUUGCUGAUGUCAACGCAGCUUUCUUGAAUGUUUUCCCCCCUUUUCCUUUUCAUUUUUGUACUCGCUACUCUCGAGUCUGACCGUGUUUUCUUGUAUGAUUUGCAACUGGAAUAUCAAGCCCACAAAAAACCAUAUCGAUACAUUCCAGACCUUUCCGUUUGCGUUCACUCAACCCAGCCUUUUAUGAAACACUGCCGUGGCUGAGGAACGCUGGAUUGUACUCUAGUUCUGAAUGUUUUGUAACCUGAAUUUUUGUGUAAGAAAUUAAUAUCGCUUCCAGUGAAAACUGGCGUAGUUGAAACUGCCAUGAGGUCCAUCACAUUUUGGAAUAGCAACAGAAGAAAAAUACAAGCAUAUCCUCUUUGUCAAUUCAAUUUUGGCUGGCUAGGUCAUUAAUACAAACCAGAUAGAUUUUUGUUUUUUGUAUUAAGGCUUUUUGCGGUGAUAUUUGUGCUGAAUGUACCAAAGGUUUAGGGCUGCCGUAGACUGUCCCUACCCCACUUCUGUCUAUGUUUUAUUAGAAAUUUUAUUAAAACAAAUAUUAAAAGACAAAUCUUUUUAAUCA
This is a messenger RNA of Megalobrama amblycephala (Wuchang bream), 7775 nucleotides long. RefSeq names its product HECT, C2 and WW domain containing E3 ubiquitin protein ligase 2b (gene hecw2b). Gene Ontology annotation, biological process: regulation of dendrite morphogenesis. The coding region runs from base 1870 to 6279 and encodes 1469 amino acids. NCBI's taxonomy places the organism in Eukaryota, Metazoa, Chordata, Actinopteri, Cypriniformes, Xenocyprididae. Gene Ontology annotation, molecular function: protein binding; ubiquitin-protein transferase activity. The transcript is spliced from 30 exons. The record is from RefSeq and is a predicted model, not a curated record.